Salvelinus sp. IW2-2015 is the source of this 714-nucleotide messenger RNA. The record is from RefSeq and is a predicted model, not a curated record. NCBI's taxonomy places the organism in Eukaryota, Metazoa, Chordata, Actinopteri, Salmoniformes, Salmonidae.
CCUCGACGUGAGUGGCGGUUGUUUGAAACAUUUCUGUUAGAUAUUUCCUACCAUGGCGUUUUCAUUGAGAGACGAACUUCGACCCCAUGACAAUUGGGCACCAGAAUCUGCGGCCUUGUCCACUUGCAGUAACGCGGACAUAUAUCGUAGAAUGAACACCAUGCUGGGCAACUCUCUGGAUUUUACUGGUGUGUGCACCACGUCCGGCACAAGGGAAAGCUAGACAUGCUCCUGACCGACCUGCAGGAAUCGGAGCUGGCUGCAGUGGGCAGCAGGAUGCUCUUCCCCAGUAGCAGUGGCAGCGGAAGCUCUCUCCACGAGGGCGCCUCCAGAGGCCUGCCAGAUGUCAACGACCUGGGCCUGGGCCUCCAGUCCCUUAGCCUGUCCGGCUGGGAGCGCCCCUGGAGCAGCCAUGACACGGACACACACACCACCGCUGCUUCCCAGGCCCACACCAGCUCUACCUCCAUGCUGGACAUGCUGGGCAGUCCCCUGGGCCAGAUCCUGGGCAAGCCCCUUGGCUAUAACCCCCCCAGUGAGCCCAUGGGCACGGCAGCUGAAUUCCUGGAAAAGUUCCCCGGCAUGGCUCGCAUGACCAGCCGCCUGGACUCACGCUCCUUCCUAGACUCACGCUCCAGCAGCCCUGUAGACUCUGAAACCAGUGGCUUCAGCUCCGGCUCGGACCACCUCUCAGACCUGCUCGUAAGUAUCUGU